AUGAAGGACAAGGAUUUGGCACGAAUAUUUGAGAAUGCGUUUCCGAACACGUUAGAUACCACGGUCCGCUGGCACGUUGAUGGAACGGAACAAAAGAAGAAGACAUGGGGACUACGAGCAACUUAUGGAGAUGACGAAUGGCAGGGACCGCAAAGCUUCAUUGUGACCGGCGACAUCAACGCGGAAUGGUUACGCGACUCUACGAACCAGCUCGCUCAAUACCAAAGCCUAGCGAAGAAAGACCAGAAGAUUAAGACUUUGAUAUUGGGGGCUAUCAAUACACAGAUAGAGUACGUUAUUGGGUCACCGUACUGCAAUGCCUUUCAACCGCCUGCUCCGAGUAAACUCAAAGUCACGCAUAACGGGGAAGGUGAUAGUGUACAUCCUGCUUACGAGCCUUCGUUUGUUUUUGAAUGCAAGUAUGAGCUUGACUCGCUUGCAAACUUUUUGUCGCUCGCGAAUCAAUAUUACAGCCACACUGGAUCUACGGAUUUCAUGACACAUCGUUGGUACAAAGCACUCGAGACCGUGCUGGAGGUCUUAGAAGCUCAAUCACAAGGCUCUUUUGAUGAAAACGGGAAAUAUCACCGAAACAUGUAUACAUUCAAUCGCCACACCGAUAGCGGCACCGAAACUCUUUCACUAAGCGGCAUGGGGAAUCCAUUGAAUAAUGGCACUGGCCUUGUUCGCAGCGCUUUCCGUCCGAGCGACGAUGCAACCAUCUUAGGCUUCCUCAUUCCCGCAAACGCCAUGAUGUCUGUCGAAUUAAAACGCACAGCUGACAUACUACGCAAGGUCAGCCGUAACAAGCUGGCAAAAAGAAUGGAACUUCGCGCCGACCUCAUCAGGGCGGGAAUUAUGGAGCACGGAGUGGUCACCCAUAAAGGAUAUGGAAAGGUGUUUGCAUUCGAGGUUGAUGGAUAUGGAGGCCAAAUCCUGAUGGACGAUGCGAACAUACCGUCCUUGCUAGCAUUGCCUAUUCUUGGUUUUGUGGAUGCUAAGGACGAAAUCUAUCAGAACACGCGUAAGAUGAUACUCGAAAAGCAGGGUAACCCAUUUUACCUCACAGGGGAAGAUUUUCAUGGGAUCGGGGGACCGCACAUUGGCUUGCAACAUGCCUGGCCCAUGAGUGUGCUCGUACAAGCGAUGACUAGUGACGAUGACGGUGAGAUCAGUAAGAGUCUUAAUCUGGUGAAGAGUGUUACGCAGUUAGGUCUGAUUCAUGAGAGUGUCCGUGUCGACAUGUCUAGAGAUUACACCAGAAGCUGGUUUGCUUGGGCCAACUCUGUCUUCGCUCAGACAAUCCUUGAUCUUGCAAGGAGAAAACCUCACAUCGUCUUUGGUGAAGGAGCCAUACCUUACAGUCCGGAGUAG
This is a messenger RNA of Pseudovirgaria hyperparasitica, 1374 nucleotides long. RefSeq lists its product as uncharacterized. The coding region runs from base 1 to 1374 and encodes 457 amino acids. NCBI's taxonomy places the organism in Eukaryota, Fungi, Ascomycota, Dothideomycetes, Acrospermales, Acrospermaceae. Gene Ontology annotation, biological process: carbohydrate metabolic process. The transcript is spliced from 2 exons. The record is from RefSeq and is a predicted model, not a curated record.